UUGCCAGUCACUGUGCUCUGAGAACGAGUUCUACUGCAAAGCCACUGCAACGAACAGGUCUCUGGAAGUGUUUUUUUCUCCUCAAAGUGCUGAAAGGAAAACGGUUAACCUCUUCUCCUUCCUCUCUCACCAGGUGUGAAUAGGAAGUUGUCCCUUGUUAUUGUGUCUUUCCUUGGUCAUCUCUGUCCUGUCCCGUACUGUACUUCUGACGAUAGAGAACGUGUCUGCACAGACCUUGACUCACCACCGGGAGUCCCACACCGCCUUACCAGCCGUAAGGAAAGACCUCCCCGGCCACCACUAACCCCCAUCAUGGCAGACAGUCGCCAACCUGAGGACAGCCACCCCCAUUGGGACACGUCAGGGGCACAGGACCCCUCUCCCCCCCCAGCCCACGGGGCUAACGGCUACCCCCCCUCAUACAGGGCGUGCCAGCCAGGGACGGCCCAUGGAGCAGCACCCCCCUCCUACACCUCCAGGGAGAACGGAUUCAAUGGAGACCAUGCAGUUACGGCUGAGCAAGUUUCUGCACGAAUCGUGCAAGAGGUGACAGCAGAAGCAGUGGCAGUACUGAAGGGAGAACAGGAGACAAGACUGCAGUCAGUUGAAGACACGGCAAACCUGCCCCCUCUCCUCCUCCCUCACCUGCUGCUGAGCACUGCUUUAGACCCCUGGAGCAAGAUGUAGGGGAUGAGGAGAAGGAGGUCUGCCCUCUCCGCCGCUUCCAAAAUUCUCGGGAGAGGUGCAAGUUCCUCGCCCCCUCCAUCUCUGUGUCUGUGCCCGAGGAUGACCCCUACCACUCUGACGAGGAAUACUAUGAUCACCCCUUGUUCAGCCCUGAGUGGGAUCGCUCGGUCUCCUCUCGGCCCACAGUGCUGGCCGCUGCCUUUAGACAGAUCCAAGAGACUGUCGAGGCUCUUACAGAUAACUUCAAAGAGGAGGAGGAGGAGGAGGAGGAGGAGGAGGAGGAGGAAGAAGUGUUGAUGUUGGAGGAGGAGGAGGAGAUGGAAGGGGCAGCAGCAGAAAUCGUGGCUGCUCUUGAGGAGCUGUGGAGUGGGGAUGAGCCUGAGCCAGACGGCCCCCCAACCAAGCCCUUAGAACAGGCUGCGGCUGUAGGCGAGGCCCAGGCUGAGCUCCCUGUGCAGGCAGUGGCAUUUAGUGCUGCUCUUGAUGGCCCUAACGGGAGGGAGGAGGAGGUUGAGGAGGUGGUGGCAGUGCCUGAGGGGAAGGAGGAGAGCCUUGAUGAAGACUUAAAGAUGGACAUGGAGAAACCAGGCAGUGAGAGUGGAUGCCUCAGCCCAGACACUGAACCAGAGUGUCCAGCUUUCUCCAGCGGGUACCACACAGCACCCCCCCUGUCCCCCAAAACAGAAAUGGCUUCUCCAUCCCCUUCCCUUUCUAACAGCCAAGCCAAAGAGCCUACCAAAAUGUCUAUACCAGAUGAACCUAAAACAGUCUCAGAGAAGCAGCCGUCAGUGGAAGUUCUUGAGUCCAGUAACCUCACAACGGUUGCAGUGUCUGGGUUCACUAGAGCUGGAGACAAAGAUCAAGGUCAAGGUGUCUCCUCUGACUCUAACAAAGACAAAUCUGGCAUGUCGUCUUAUUUCGAGACUUUGGCCCUGAAGGCAGAUGAGGGAUCCAAGGAGGCUCAAGCAGCAGAAGGUUAUUAUGAACUGAGCACCGCAGGUCAAGAGAAGAGCUUAGGAAGAAGCUCCCCAACCGUUACGUCACACCCUGAGAUCAACUACAGCAUGUUGGCACAAACACAGUCAGUGGAGAAGAAGCCAGACACCAAGACGAGUCCGAUGGGAGAUCAAAAGGAUACCUUACCGGCCCUGGACAGGAGCAACGAAUGUAGGCUUUCCCCCGGGAAGUUGGCCCUGGAUCAGAGAAGCUACUCUCUCAACAUUACGAUUGGAUCGAUGGAUCCCAGUGGCCAGGGCCUACCUAGGAACUUCUCCCCACUGGCCACGGACAUCAUGUCUUUUACCAGUGGCAGUCUGGAUGAGUCUGUCAACUAUCUCCCAGUUACCACCCUGUCUGCAGAGAAGGUGCCCCCGCCUUUCCCUCCCCUGAUCCUGGAGACGGCCGCCUCAGUCACGUCCGACUCCUCGUCUCCUCCCUACAACACAGGAGAGAUCCCCGGCGAAAAGACCAGCCCCCAGGGGUCAGAGUCGCCAGAGUCUCCCUUUCCACCCAAAUACUACUACAAAAACGGGACAGUCAUGGCUCCUGACCUACCUGAGAUGCUGGACCUUGCAGGCACCAGGUCUAGACUAGCUUCUGAGAACAAUGACCCAGACACCAUGAGGAGGAAGUCUGUCCCUGCAGACGCCCAAGGCAUUGGGAGCGACUCCCUGGCCAACCUGGUCCUGGGGGACCAGAAUCAGAGCCAGAGUCUUGCCAAGAGUGAGAGCCAGCUGGAAGAGUUGGGUUACUGUGUGUUCAGUGAGUACUCAGGGCCCAUGCCUUCCCCUGCUGACCUCCAUAGUCCCAUUGACUCCCCGCCCCAGCGCUUCACCCCUAUGGCUCUGGAGGAAAAGAUGGCAGAGGAAAAACUGAAGAUUGAAGCUAGAGACAAACUAGCCGAAGACGAGAAGACAAAUCAGUUAAUUGUGUGUGACGGUUCCAAAGAAAAGGAAGAAGCAAAACAAGUGGGACGGAAAGAUUCCGCUUCAGAGGAAAAAGACAACAAAGAGAUCAGCCAUGAAAAAUCUGCCAUGGAGGACCAAAACGACAAACCGGCUUCAGCUCUGAAGUCAGCAGAGUCCUUUGUGACUCCUACGGUAAUGGUCACCCUGGAUGUGGAGGGAAAGGCAGAGAACGAGGGACCAGAGACAGAUGCUGAGAUAGCUGCCUACGAGAGGCAGAUCCGCCGGCUGGAGAUGGAGGACAGGCCCCUGAGCAUGGAGGAGGAGCGAGAGCUGCAGGAGUUAAGGGAGAAGGUGAAGGACAAAUUCUUGGUGCACCAGGAGGCAUACGAGGAGGUGGAUGCCGAAGAUGUCUACCAACUGACUGGGGUUGCCAAGGACCGGAUCAGCAGGCCCGCCAGGCCCUCCCCGGCCUCCUCCGUGGAGAGCACCACAGAAGAAGAGAAGGUUCCAGUUGUGGACACCGAGAAACCUAAACAGACGGUAGGUCAGACAACGCCUCCAAAGGUUGACUUCAUGGCAGCAUCUCCAUCUGUGUCAGGUGGUGGUGUGAGCACCACAGAAGAAGAGAAGGUUCCAGUUAUGGACACCGAGAAACCUAAACAGACGGGAGGUCAGACAACGCCUCCGAAGGUUGACUUCAUGGCGACAUCUCUAUCUGUGUCAGGUGGUAGUGUGAGCACCACAGAAGAAGAGAAGGUUCCAGUUAUGGACACCGAGAAACCUAAACAGGCGGGAGGUCAGACAACGCCUCCGAAGGUUGACUUCAUGGCGACAUCUCCGUCUGUGUCAGGUGGUGGUGUGAGCACCACAGAAGAAGAGAAGGUUCCAGUUAUGGACACCGAGAAACCUAAACAGACGGGAGGUCAGACAACGCCUCUGAAGGUUGACUUCAUGGCGACAUCUCCGUCUGUGUCAGGUGGUGGUGUGAGCACCACAGAAGAAGAGAAGGGGAAAGUUAGCGAAGAGAAGCAGGUUGUAGAGGUCAAAGAAAAUAACAUAGAAGAAAAGCAAAAGGAAGAUGGGGAGGAGGAUAAUAUAGAGCAGGUGGUGGAACAGGAGGAAAUCAUGAUAGAGAUAAAACCAACAAAUCCUGGAGAGAAAGACGAGAAGUUUGAGAAGGAUAUAAUGAAAGACAAGGAGGAAGAAGAAGAAGAAGAGGAAGAUGGUGAAGUUCUGGCAGGGGCAGGAGCAGCAGUGGAUGACGUUCCAGAGCCCAGAGCUGUCAUAGAGUCAGUGGUGACUGUAGAAGAUGACUUCAUCACUGUAGUCCAGACCAUCGACGAGGGCGAGGAGCCAGGACACAGCGUGCGUUUCUCUGCUCCACCUGAGCCUGAGACACCACAGGCUCUCCACGAGCAGGAGGAAGAGGAGGAGGAGGAGUCCCAGGAGGUGGAGAUCAUGGAGGCAGCAAGUCUGGAGGAGGUGGGGGAUGUCUCAGAGGAGGUCUGUGAGAAGGAGGUGCAGGCCUCCCCAGAGAAGGAGGUGCAGACAGAGACCGAGGGACAGACAGAGAGCUACGACAGAGACGAGACCACCAUGGACGACUCAAUCCUAGACAGCUCUUGGGUCGACACUCAAGACCUCUGCACUGUAGAUGUGGAUGAUGACAAGAGCAUGGCUACAGAGCAGAUCGAGCCCCUGAGAGCCGACCGGGUCCCAGCCCCACCAGUCAAGAAGGAGAAGACUCCCCAACAGCAGAAGCAGGAGAAGCAGACAGUGAAUCCCAAGGCUAAAGGGGGGCGGGUGAAAGCGCGCGAGGGGCACGUCUCCACACCAGAACGUAAACCCAUUCACAAGCAGCCGGUCUAUAUCCCCAGGGAGGACGUCAAGAAGAAAAAAGCCGUGAUUAAGAAGACUGAGCUGACCAAGAAAGCUGAGAUGCGCUCCUCUCCAUCCCGGAAGAGUGCGUUAAAGUCUACUGCGGUCCGACACUCGCGUCCUGCCCAGGCCCACCCCUGUGCUAGGAGGAAACCUACAGUGGGUGUACCAGAGGGUCGUCGGCCCCUCAGUGUUGCUAGACAGUCUCGUGACAGAGCCUCAGUGGAGCUUGAUAGGCCCCGUCCCUCCUCGGUCGGGCCUCGUGACUCCCCAACACUACACAGACUGAUAGACGUGGAUGGUGGUUCUCAGAGCCCAAAGAGGUCAUCCCUGCCGCGGCCUACCUCUAUCCUGAGCCGGCGUACCCACCACCACUCACACGACCAGGAGGAGAGCUCCACCUCAAUCACCAGCUCCGGCUCCACCGCACCUCGCAGACCUAAGUCGUUCCGUACAGAGGUCAGGGCGGAGCAUAGAACAGGACGUGCCCCUAGUUGGACAGGCACACAGUCAAUGCGUUCCCGCUCGCUGUGCAGCGGUCCCACCACACCCCGCACCCCAGGGUCCACAGCCAUCACCCCUGGAACCCCUCCCAGCUACAGCUACUCCUGCCGCACACCCGGAACCCCUCGCACCCCCGGCACACCACGUUCACUCAGCCUGCUGCAGGAGAAGAAGGUGGCUCUGCUCCGCACCCCUCCCAAGUCCCCUGCCACCACCCCCAAACAGCUUCGCGUCCUCAACCAGCCUCUGCCAGACCUCAAAAAUGUCAAGUCUAAGAUCGGCUCCACAGACAACAUCAAUUACCAGCCCAAGGGGGGCCAGGUGCAGAUCCAGACCAAGAAGAUUGACCUGAGUCAUGUGACCUCCAAGUGUGGAUCCCUGGACAACAUUCGCCACCGGCCAGGGGGAGGUAACGUGCGCAUAGAAAAUGUGAAGCUGGACUUCAAAGACAAGGCCCAGCCCAAGGUGGGUUCCCUGGAUAAUGCACACCACACCCCUGGUGGAGGCCUCAUUAUGAUCGAGAGCCACAAGCUGUUGUUCCGUGACACGGCCAAGGCCCGGGUGGACCACGGGGCGGAGAUCAUCAUGACCCAGUCACCGGGAACGGGCAUGUCAGGGACGCUGUCCCCCCACCUCCACAGCCACCUGUCCUCCUCCGACAGCAUCAACUUGCUGGAGCCUCCACAGCUAGCCACACUGGCUGACGAUGUCACCACUGCCCUGACCAUGCAGGGUUUGUGAGAGCCUUGACAACCUCUACCUGGAUACUUUGACCCCCACCCUGCCUCCAGUCAAUCCCAGCCCAGAUAUCCAGGCACGCAGACACCCCAGGCACCGGACACCUUCACCCUUCCUCCAGCCACCAUAUCCCCCAGGCCUGGACCCUCCUCACCCCGUCCUGCCUCCAGUUUCACUCCAGUCCACCACAGCCCUGAACACCUUACCCCUGCCUACAGUCUCCCUCCAGUCCAGCCCAGCCCUGAACACCUUCCCCCUACCUACAGUCUCCCUCCAGUCCACCCCAGGCCUGAACACCUUACCCCUGCCUACAGUCUCCCUCCAGUUCACCCCAGCCCUGAACACCUUACCCCUGCCUACAGUCUCCCUCCAGUCCACCCCAGCCCUGAACACCUUCCCCCUGCCUACAGUCUCCCUCCAGUCCACCCCAGCCCUGAACACCUUACCCCUGCCUACAGUCUCCCUCCAGUCCACCACAGCCCUGAACACCUUCCCCCUGCCUACAGUCUCCCUCCAGUCCACCCCAGCCCUGAACACCUUACCCCUGCCUACAGUCUCCCUCCAGUCCACCACAGCCCUGAACACCUUCCCCCUGCCUACAGUCUCCCUCCAGUCCACCCCAGCCCUGAACACCUUACCCCUGCCUACAGUCUCCCUCCAGUCCACCACAGCCCUGAACACCUUCCCCCUGCCUACAGUCUCCCUCCAGUCCACCCCAUCCCUGAAUACCUUACCCCUGCCUACAGUCUCCCUCCAGUCCACCCCAGCCCUGAACACCUUACCCCUGCCUACAGUCUCCCUCCAGUCCACCCCAGCCCUGAACACCUUCCCCCUGCCUACAGUCUCCCUCCAGUCCACCCCAGCCCUGAACACCUUACCCCUGCCUACAGUCUCCCUCCAGUCCACCACAGCCCUGAACACCUUCCCCCUGCCUACAGUCUCCCUCCAGUCCACCCCAGCCCUGAACACCUUACCCCUGCCUACAGUCUCCCUCCAGUCCACCACAGCCCUGAACACCUUCCCCCUGCCUACAGUCUCCCUCCAGUCCACCCCAGCCCUGAACACCUUACCCCUGCCUACAGUCUCCCUCCAGUCCACCACAGCCCUGAACACCUUCCCCCUGCCUACAGUCUCCCUCCAGUCCACCCCAUCCCUGAAUACCUUACCCCUGCCUACAGUCUCCCUCCAGUCCACCCCAGCCCUGAACACCUUACCCCUGCCUACAGUCUCCCUCCAGUCCACCACAGCCCUGAACACCUUCCCCCUGCCUACAGUCUCCCUCCAGUCCACCCCAGCCCUGAAUACCUUACCCCUGCCUACAGUCUCCCUCCAGUCCACCCCAGCCCUGAACACCUUCCCCCUGCCUACAGUCUCCCUCCAGUCCACCACAGCCCUGAACACCUUCCCCCUACCUACAGUCUCCCUCCAGUCCACCCCAGCCCUGAACACCUUACCCCUGCCUACAGUCUCCCUCCAGUCCACCCCAGCCCUGGACACCUUCCCCCUGCCUACAGUCUCCC
This is a messenger RNA of Oncorhynchus keta (chum salmon), 7234 nucleotides long. RefSeq names its product microtubule-associated protein 2 (gene map2). Lineage: Eukaryota; Metazoa; Chordata; Actinopteri; Salmoniformes; Salmonidae. Bases 984 to 5717 code for a protein of 1577 amino acids. Gene Ontology annotation, cellular component: neuron projection. The transcript has 20 exons. The record is from RefSeq and is a predicted model, not a curated record. Gene Ontology annotation, biological process: neuron projection development; microtubule cytoskeleton organization. Gene Ontology annotation, molecular function: microtubule binding.